GGCAACCGCAGGGGGCAUCGGGAUUGAUAGGGAUGUUUCCAACAUGGCGGCGUACAUUUCAGGCUAUACUUUUAGUUCUGUGUGUUAUCACAGCGCCAACAGCAACUCAGAUCACGAGGGCUUCCUGUUUGGAGAAGUAAGGCAAGAAGAGACUGUCAGCAUCAGUGACGCACAGAUAAGCAGUUCAGAACUGCUCCAGGUCGUAGAAAUCCAUAAUCAUGACCCGUGUGCACAGUUGUUUAGCUUUUAUGACUAUGCAGGCAAAGUCAGUGAAGAAAAUCUCAACAGCAUUCUCAAAGAUAGACGGAAAAACAUCAUUGGUUGGUACCGGUUCAGGCGGAACUCACAGCAACAGAUGUCGUUCAGGGAACAGAUCAUCCACAAACAGCUGAUUCAGCUGCUCGGUGUGCCCGACCUCGUCUUCCUUCUUUUCAGCUUCAUCUCCACCGCGAACAGCUCCACACACGCAAUGGAGUAUGUGCUCUUCAAACCCAACCGCAGUAGGUACAACCAGAGGAUCACCCUCACAAUCCCAAACCUUGGCAACACAAGCCAGCAGGAAUACAAAGUCUCCUCAGUGCCCAACACCUCAGUCAGCUAUGCCAAGGUCAUCAAAGAGCAUGGGGCUGAAUUCUUUGACAAAGACGGUGUGAUGAAGGAUAUCCGAACAAUAUUCCAAGUCUACAGCGCACUACAAGAUAAAGUACAGGCCGUGUGUGGUGAAGUAGAACAAAGUGAACGUGUGAAGGAGAAGAUUCAAGACGAUGUAAACAAACUCAAACAACAAAUUGCUCUCAGGAAACGCAAGACGGCAGAAGAGGAGAGGAUGCUUCGUGAAGCCCAGGAUGCAGACUCCCAUUCCACUCCAGAAGAAAACACAGAGCCGUCUGAGGCUUCCCUUUUGUCCAGGAUGGCGUUCCAUACACCCUCUGCUCCUGAGCGACCCAGUACCUCACCUAACCCACCGCCGUAUGCUGACCUCUUGACACAGGACGACUCUUUGCCCUCCUCUUCCUCCCCACCCACCAGUGCUGCUCUGCUGCCUCGGCCACAGGCUGUGGGCUCACCCGGGCACCCGACGCCUGGCCCUCUGGGAAUGGUUCUGGGCCUUGGUCUGGGCCUCGGCGCCAGCUCCAAUCCCAUCUCCACUCCCAGCACCCCGUACCUCGGUAAUGGUGACGGCUCGAGCUCUGACUCAUUAGACAGACAAGCAGCAGGGCAGGAGGACGAUGCAGAUGACGAUGACGAAGAUGAAGACAGUAGCGAGUAUGAGAACUUAGUGAGUGAAGCAGCUCACCUGCCAAUGGUCACUGCCAGCGUUUUAGCUCAAGGCCGACCAGCUGCCCUCAGUCCCGACGGGGACGCCCGUGGCUCACAGACGACAUAGAGGCUUUGUCACAGGGUGUGGCAGGGACACAGUGAUGCACCUUGAGAGGUGGGCAUCUCAAGCAAUCAAAGAUAAUACAAAUAUAGACAAAAAGAAGUGCCAGUCCUGGAAGUGAAAGGCAUGUGCAGGUGGUUUCCCGCUGUGUGUAAUUGUUCUUGUCUUAGUCUGAUCUCCAGUUUAUGGAGAAACCUUGCCAGGCUUUUGUAGGCUUAACAGGUGUGUCUCACCGGGGGGGAAAAAAUCAUGUUUUCAUCAUUUUCUUUUUUGAAUGAGGGUUUGUCUGUGUCCUUCCGUGUGGAUUGUCUGAUUCAGGGUCAUAAAUGGUUAUGACAACACAAUGUAUGCCAACUGGUUGGCAAAUCGGCUCCCUGUAACACAGAGCCUGCUCCACUUUAGCUGUUUCUUUAUGUUUUGCAUCACCCACUCUGAGCAUCCACUCUUGCAUUUUUACCUCUUGCACUAUUUUUUGCCACCUUUAAAACAAACCUUCCAAGAAAAGCAAUGGGAAAGUAUUCUCCAGCCUUUGUGUUAUUUUAUUUUAUUUUACUAAAUUAAAUUGUCAGAUGGUUCACUUUUUAUUUUAUGAUGCAAAGAAAGAAAUAUAUAUUUGACUUUAUUUUGGAAUUACGUUUUGUUUAGAACUUUCUUUUCUUCAGUCUAAACAUACAGUUGCCUGUUUAAAUUAUGAAAUUAAUAGAUUUCAAACAAUUGUCACUUCUGUAAUCGGUGCUACAUAUUAUUAACACUUAAUUGAAUUCAGUUGACAAGAAUAUCAUUGUUUAGUUUUUCUUGGACAGCACUGAAAUUGUAUGCGCUUUGCUGCUCUGAACAAAAAUGUAAGAUUUCUUUAUAAUUUUUGUUGCUAUACCAAUGCUGUCAUGUUGUGCCACUUGACUUAGUCCUCAUUGACCACGCUGAGCCAAACUCAGCUCAGCUUGUGUGCGUUGUACAGGGCAAACAAAAAUGUACUAUAGCUUUACUAACCAGAUGCUUAGGUUCCCUUCUUCUUCUUCUGCUGCCGCUGCUGCAACAAUACGAGCUACCACUAAAAGAAUAGCUGCAUCCUUCUGAUGUUCGUACAAAAACCUGGCUGCUACUUUCACUUCAGAGUGCUGGUUGUCUCUAAUACUACUGACCGUUAUCAUCAUGACCACUUCAAGCACACUUCUCACAUGUCUUGUUCUCUAUUAAAGUCACAACAAAAAGGCUGACAGUAGCCUGUAGUGUGUCUGUGUGCAUUGUAACUUUGGGAUAACGGAGCAGGCACAGAGCAGCUUCCUGUCUCGGUGUAGUUGACAGCAGACCUCAUGUAUACUGACCUGGUUGGGUUAGUGUUGUGUGUGUGUGUGUGUGGACCUGGAUAAUGUGACAGCGUUAUGACCUUGCUUUGGUACACGGUGCCUUCCACUCAGGGCAGUUUCUGUCUGAAAAGGUAACAGGAACUGUGUUGUGUUUGCAGUAACUGCUUAUGUCUUCCCUCCCUGAAACCAUUUCUCCUGCUUUUUAAACCUACUUUUUAAACCUUUUUUUUUUAAUUUUCACUGAUAGCUUCAAAUUGGACUUGAAUCUCACGGUUGCAGCUGAGUUAUUUGUUACUGGAAUUGUGAGUAAAGUAAGAGGUAAUUUGACUACAUCCAUACUGCUUUGUUUCCAUUUAGAAAUCUCUAAAUUCUGCCCAAAAUCCACCUGCUAUGUUCAUUAUCUUAGCAUGUUUGAGCCCCAAAAACAACAAGUUUUUAAAAAAUCUCUUUCUGUCUGUCUGUUGUAACGUGAAAAUGCCGGGGCUGCCACAGAAAAACACAAAAAAUUGAGAUGCGGGGCCAUGACAACAUCGGUUUCCCAUUAGGGUAAAUUAGCCAGCUCUGUAUGGAUCAAAAGUAGAUAUGAUACAAAACUUUUGAUAAUUCUCCUAAAUUUGCUCUUGUGUAUGUGGGUCUGAUACUAAUACUUUUGAAAAAACAAUGACCCAAUUACUUGCUUUCGCUCCGGGAUUUUUUCAAUAAACCAGCCCGUCUAUUUCUGGUAAGCUGUCAGCCAACGGAGCAGAGAUGUUCUACAGACGGUGUCUGAAGAAGUCACCAAGAGUGUUCAGUGACAAAUUAUAGAAUUUUGCAGAGGUGCUCAGAACGACACAGCAGUGCGACACUAUCUCCUCACUAUGCUUCAAUUUAAACACCAUUUUCAUUUUAAGGCCAUUUCGAAACCCCUCAGGACUAACUACUAAUACAGCUACUAACGGAUGUAAGUAAAUGAGCUGGCUUAUAUUUUAGUGGAAGUAGUACAGUAAGUGGUGCUCCGUGUAUAUAGUCAGUUGUGCAGCAAAUGUCCUCAAAUUUUGUGACCAACUAAGUACAGGGGACAGAAAAUAACUGAAGUGAGGAUUGAUCAAUUGCUGGAUGUUGGAAACAACACCCUCCUUGCAUGAACUGGUCAGUUCCUGUCCAGACACUUUGGUAUUCUGCAUGGACAGAUGUUUGCACCGCAGCUGAGGUGCGUCUAACAUUGUGUGCAUCAGCAUUUUGUUAUGAGAGACUUGAUAGACAGGCUCUGCUUUAUUUACACAGUCUGUUUGUAUGUCAUGCUUUUUUUGUUUUUUGCCUAUAAGGUUUAAUUUCAAUUGCCCUGAUGUGUAAAGCGUCACUGAUUGGGAACUGGCACUCGAUCACGUCACUUAAUAAUAAUCGCAGAGAGAGUAACACAGUCACACCAUGUUAAUGAAAUGACAAAAUCGGUGUGCAAGGAUUUCCUUCGAGUACUGGAAUAUAAUAAUGAAUGUAUAGUAGAUAAGGUGUGGGGGUAGCAUUUAAACAGCACUUACUGUAUAGGCUUGUCUCAGUCGAGUGUUGUGGUAUAAAGCAGCAGUUCUCAGUGACAAUGCUGAGGAUGUCUGGUAUGUGAGAGGAGGACUGCCAUAUCCCUAUCAAGUUCCAGCAUCAUACAAAUAUACACUUGUGCUGAAUGGGGUGACCCUUCCGUUGUUCCGUGCCCCACGUGGACUUGAGCAACAUCAACACCUCCCUGAAGCAUCAAGUCCAGUGCGAGGCUGAGGUCCUCUCAGCUUUCACCUGGAUUUAUAUACUUGAUGAAAGUAGACACGGGACUUUGGUUGGACAAUCUCAAGAGGAUGUGGUUCUAAAACUGGGGGAUAAUAAACGAGACAUGCAUAUGUGGUA
Messenger RNA from Solea solea (common sole), 4560 nucleotides. It is a transcript of the gene abraxas2, whose product is annotated as abraxas 2, BRISC complex subunit. The record is from RefSeq and is a predicted model, not a curated record. Gene Ontology annotation, cellular component: nucleus. NCBI's taxonomy places the organism in Eukaryota, Metazoa, Chordata, Actinopteri, Pleuronectiformes, Soleidae. Gene Ontology annotation, molecular function: polyubiquitin modification-dependent protein binding; microtubule binding. The transcript has 9 exons. Gene Ontology annotation, biological process: protein K63-linked deubiquitination; mitotic spindle assembly; attachment of spindle microtubules to kinetochore. The coding region runs from base 44 to 1387 and encodes 447 amino acids.